CUCUCCGACCCUCCCGCAGCUCGGUCUCCAGCGGAAGUGCAUCUACCGAUCCGCAUACCGACAUUCUCGUGCCGAGUAGCGACAAGGAGGAUGGUGCCGGAAUGAAAAUACAUCGAAAAAGUCCCCGCCGGAUAUAUAUGCUCCGUUUGCAAGAAGGUCUACGGACGGUACAAUUCUGUCUCUUACCAUGUGACAAUCUACCACCAUAUAUCCAUUUCCACAAGUACUAUCGGCAUCACAUUCCGCUGCCGGAUACGAUCGAUUUAGGCUCGAGAAAAUGCCCAUUCUGCCGGCACGUCAGCAAAAGCCCGGCGAUGCUCGAGAGCCUCGCAAGACAUGUUCCAGGCGAUAGAACGACUAACGACUACCCCGCUAUCGGUCCAUACGGCCGUCUACCCGUCGUAAACGUCUCGCUGUCGACCGGCGCCUUCUCUAUUCCCCAAUCCACCAUCAACCCCAGCAGAUACACUGUACGCAGUGCCAUUUCACGUGGAGUUUUAUAUUUUAGU
Molecule: messenger RNA, 509 nt
Organism: Mesorhabditis spiculigera
Lineage: Eukaryota; Metazoa; Nematoda; Chromadorea; Rhabditida; Rhabditidae
Source: the annotation of a GenBank genome assembly